AUGGAAUUCUCGUGCUUGACAAGGCUUACAUUGCUUUAUUUGGACUUCGUAAAUAUAUCAGCAAAUGGGUAUGAAUGGGGUCAGGUCAUUUCAUCUUCACUGCCUAACCUGCGAGUUUUGAGCUUGAGGAAUUGUCAUCUUUCAGGCCCUAUUGAUUCUUCCCUUCAAAACCUUCAGUAUCUUUCAGAAAUCGAUCUGUCUGCGAACAAUUUCUCAUCUCCUGUCCCGGAUUUCUUUGCCAAUUUCGCAAAUUUGACAGUUUUAAUUCUGAGUGAUUCGGAAUUCUAUGGAACAUUUCCAAACACCAUAUUUCAGCGGGUACAAACACUGGAGACUCUGGAUUUGUCAGGGAAUCAACUACUCUAUGGUUCUUUACCUGAUUUUCCACAAAAUCAGCCCCUUCGGAAUCUGGUGCUCCACUACACUAGUUUUUCAGGGAAUUUACCGGAAUCUAUUGGGAAUUUGAUGGAGCUACAAACGAUAGAUAUUUUCGGGUGUCAUUUCAGCGGACCGAUUCCAAAUUCGCUGGCAAACCUUAGUCAGCUUGUUUCUUUGUCUUUUGGAUCAAACAAUUUUGCAGGUCCCAUACCUUCGUUUCAGCGAUCCAAAGAUCUCACUGACAUAAACCUCUAUCAGAAUGCUCUAACAGGUCCAGUUCCUUCCAUUUACUUUGAAGGCCUUGCAAAUCUUGAAAAUAUUGAUCUCGGAUACAAUUCCUUCAACGGGAGUAUUCCUUCUUCCCUGUUUUCCCUUCCCUCUCUGCAGAGAAUUGAACUUUCCAACAACCAAUUCAGUCAUGAAGUUUCUGGUUUUCUUCCAAAUGGUUCUUUGUCUCCUUUGGUUACACUAGAUUUGAGUAGUAACAAAAUACAAGGGCCUAUUCCCUCGUACUUCUUUGAUUUCCAAAGUCUCCAACAACUCUAUCUUUCUUUCAACAACUUCAAUGGCACCAUACAGCUAGAAAGUAUCCAUAGGCUUCAAAAUCUUACGCACCUUGACUUUUCAUACAAUAGCUUGUCAGUCAAUGCAAGUAUCAGUAACUCUAGCUUAUCAACAUUUCCCCAGCUCCAAACACUACAAUUGGCUUCUUGCAAGAUGCAAAAGUUCCCUCCUCUAAUGAACCAAUCUCAGUUGUUUCAUUUAGACCUUUCGGACAACCAAAUUUCUGGGGUAAUACCUAAUUGGAUUUGGAAUCUUGCUCAUGGAUUUCCGACUACCAAAUUUGUGGGUUAUCUGAAUCUUUCUGGUAAUUUCCUACUCCAUGGUGAAAUCCCAAUACCACCAGAAUCAGCAAACUACGUGGACUACUCAAGGAAUAACUUCAGCUCUUCUCUUUCUGCUGACAUUGGCAAAGCCAUUGCUGCUGCUAAUUUCUUCUUUAUUUCAGAUAACAUGCUUUCUGGACCUAUCCCUCCAUCAAUAUGCAAUGGGAGCAGCCUACAGAUUCUCGAUUUGUCCAACAAUAGACUUACUGGCAAUAUACCUCAUUGUCUUAUAGAUACUGUUACUACGACCCUUGGCGUACUGAAUUUGCAAAACAACAAUCUUACUGGUAACAUAACAGGGACAUUCCCCAAAGGUUGUGGUUUGAGAACCCUUGAUUUGAAUGGAAAUCUCUUCGAAGGGCAGGUUCCAAAAUCCCUAGCCAAUUGUGCAGACAUGGAGGUUUUGAACCUUGGAACCAACAACAUGAAUGGAAACUUUCCAUGCUUCUUGAUGAACUUAUCCAACUUGCGCAUCUUGGUUUUACGAUCCAACAAAUUCCAUGGAAGUAUUCAGUGCCGAGAAAUCAAUAAUACUAUCUGGCCAAAGCUCCAAAUCAUUGACCUAGCUUUGAACAACUUCAAGGGUAUUCUACCUUCAAAAUUCUUUUCACAGAGGAAGGCAAUGAUGGAUGGGGGUAAUGCACAACAAGAUCUCAAUCACUUGCGGUUUGCAAUGUUACGUGAUAAGUACUACCAGGUUUCAGUCACAGUUAUCAUCAAAGGGUUAGAAAUGAAGCUGGUCAAGAUCUUAACUAUAUUUACGGUCAUCGAUUUCUCAAAGAACAAUUUCAAGGGAGAGAUACCAGAUAUAGUUGGGGAUCUGAAAUCCCUCUAUGUUCUCAACCUAUCACACAAUGCCCUCACUGGUUCAAUCCCAUCAUCACUUGGAAACUUGACACAGCUUGGAUCACUUGACCUCUCGUGGAACAAGCUCGGUGGAAGCAUCCCAGUGACACUUGCGAGUCUGACAUUUCUUUCAUUCCUAAACUUAUCAUACAAUCAACUCAUUGGAAUGAUCCCAACAGGCACCCAACUUCAAUCAUUUCCAAGAACAUCGUACGAAGGAAACAAAGGAUUAUGGGGAGCUCCUUUGACCACUUGUUGCAAGGAAGCAGAAUUGGUUCCGCCACCAUUGGAUGGUACGCAAUCAUAUACUGAAGAUGAUGAGAUUAAUUGGGUCUACAUAACCACUACGUUGGGGUAUACAGUGGGGUUUGGAGUUAUUGUCGUGCCACUUUUGUAUUCGAAAAGAUGGAGACAAUGCUACUACAAACCUCUUGAUAGAGUUAUUGUGAGGAUUCUCUAUCAUCGAGAGCAGCGAUCAAGAAAUCAAAGAAGAAGAAAUAACAUACACCAGCUUCGGAGACGCCAACGCCCCUGA
This is a messenger RNA of Rhododendron vialii, 2646 nucleotides long. RefSeq names its product receptor-like protein 34. Gene Ontology annotation, molecular function: protein binding. Bases 1 to 2646 code for a protein of 881 amino acids. The record is from RefSeq and is a predicted model, not a curated record. NCBI's taxonomy places the organism in Eukaryota, Viridiplantae, Streptophyta, Magnoliopsida, Ericales, Ericaceae. The transcript has 3 exons.